This is a messenger RNA of Cinara cedri, 13546 nucleotides long. The record is from the annotation of a GenBank genome assembly. Lineage: Eukaryota; Metazoa; Arthropoda; Insecta; Hemiptera; Aphididae.
GUUAUAGUAUAGUCCUUGUAUUAUUUACUUUACUAAUUUAUUAAUUAGUUUUUUUUUUUCUACACCAGUUUUUUAAAUAAUAUUAAUUGUACAGUUCGGUAUCCGGUUCGUUAACGUUUAGUAACGGUACUAAAUAUUAGUUUUGUUAUCAACCCGUUUACGUUUACCAAAACAGUGUUGUUUACCUACUUGAUCAAGUGUUUUUAAACAUAUAUAUAAAUCUACAGAGUUAGACGGGAAACCAUCAUGGAGAUAAAAUCGGGACUCUAUAUUGCCGGUAUUUUGUUUGCACUUGCCGUCAUUCUUACGUCCACAGAUUGCAAAAAUGAGAGAAAAACUGGUAAAACUAUGUGACGUUAUCGUAUUUAAAUAUAUUAUUAUGGAAUUGUAAAUAAUGGUAAUGAUUUUUAUCCGGUAACAUUCCCUAUAUUAGUGUAGGCAACGCGAUCAUAAGGGGUGUCCGUGUCUGUGAUCAAUAAAAUGAAUUUAAAACUGUAUUAUAAGAACGUAUAGGUAUAUUAUGAUAUUCUAUUUUGAAAUUGAAAUCUUAUUGGUUAAGAACACAUUAGUGCGAAGGACAUAAAUACUAAUUUUAUUUUUGUAAUUGUGAACAAAUCAGAAGGUAUAGAUCGAUAGGUAUAGAAGGAUCGAUAACAUUUUUUCAAGUUUAACAUAUAUUUGAUUUUAUUGUAUGAAAUAACGUAUUAAUGUAUAUAGAUAUAACUACAGAAACUAAAAAAAAAAAAUGUUUCACACCAGCAUAAUAAAUAACAAUAUUAUCAAUCAAUUGUUAAUUUAGGUUUAGGUAUUUGUAGUAUUUAAAAUCCAUAAAAAGCACUUAAAUACGUCAAAAAAGCUCCGCAAAAAAAUAUUUAAAGAUCUUAAAAUUGUAGACAUGAUUAAUUCUAAGGUAUGUUUUUUACUUGUAAUUGCUACUCUUAAAUCUGCUUCAACAAUCAAUCUUUUUAUUAAUAUUUGUUUUUACUAUCUAGUGUCAUAAAAAAAUAAACAUAGUACCUAUAUAACUUUUUCAUUAAGUGUUAAAUUAUUGGUGACCCCCUAUUAUACAUUUUGCGACCACCAGUUUGCUCACCAAUGGUAUAAUCGGUAAAUUGGGUUGGAGGGGGCUUGUCUAUGAAAUGUCAAGGAACAGGUGGAGUACGGAUUACGUUAAUUGAUGAGGAUUUAUUUUAUCUAUUAUAAAAUUUAAAUGUCCGUAUUAAUGUUUAUGACUUAUAAUUCAGUGUUGAUUCCUUCAUAUAUUGAUGACAUUUGUUAUUCCAUAAUGAUUGGAGUCAUUGAAUAUUUUAAAUAAUAUCUCCCCUGUAGUUAUCGGUUUGUCAGUAAAUAGAUAUUUACCGAAACUCCGAAACUACGGUUAAUUGUUAAUUGUACAUUGCUAUUACACUUAUCGUACAAUUACUAUUACCGUGUUCCAUGUAAAUCGUGUGGUUAUCAGAUUACCACUUACCGUAUAAUAUAAUAAAUAUAUAGUCUAGAAUAUUUAACUAUUUAACCCAGUGGUUAAAAAGACGGUUAGAUGGUUAUUUAUAUGGUUAUUGAUGAUUUAUGUAAUCAUCGUUUUACCCAAAUAAUGUUUUUUAAUAUGUUGAAUAAUUACUAACAAUUCUGGACAAUGACAUAACAUGAUCUUCACGAAAUAUGGUGACGAACAACACCUUUAUCGGGUUUUCUAUAGUUGACGAAACAACGGUAUAGUUAUCGGUUUGUCGGUAGUUACCAGUAUUUUCAUGUACCGGUAUUUUGAAAUAUUAACAUUUUAAAAUACUGGCGAUUCAACUGCAUACCGAAAAUACCGCAAGCUCUAAACUAUUAUGAUAUAUUUUUUAUGUAUGUUUAUGUUCAUUUGUUUGGUGGUUACAUUGCGGAAUAUUAGUGAUAAGACAAUUGAUAAUUAUUUUUGUGAUGAAAAACGGUACUUAUUACAUUUUUGCAACUUUGAAUUACUCGACGACGGAUGAACUCUAAAAGAUGACAUAAUUAGAAAGGUAAUCGAAUGGAAUCGUUUUUAUUUCGUUAAUUGGACGCACUUUUUUCUAAAGAAAAUUGUGAUUAAAAUAUCCUAUAGUAUUCAAAACGUUCCUUUUCCAAAGUAAGUACCUACUAUAGCCUUUUGCAAAACUAAAUUGUCUAUGCAUUAUUAUUAUUCCAUCGAUAUGAAUCAUCAAAACGUUCAGUUUUCAUCGUUGCUUAUGUUAUUUCAUAUAACUAUAGUCUACACGUAAGAGCAUUCGCUGGUUGAACUUUAGGUAGUUUAUAGGUAGUCGUAGUCUGUUUAAGCGACAGAUAUGAUAACUAGUAUUAUGUUUACACAUUGACCAAAAAAUAUAUGUUGAAUUUAGGUGAAUAAAUAGUUUUAAUCUGAUUUCUCAUGAUUAAUUAUUGUAAAUCGUAAAUUUGACGAUUAUUCAAUCUAAGUUUUAUGCGAACAUUAUAUUCCGGUAUCAAUUCAAGUACAAACAUUAUGACGGCGCCUCGGGAAAUAUCUUAUUAUAAUAUAUAGGUGACCACUGAUGAGUCUGUUUGAUAAGUCAUGAAAAGACAACUUGGUAAUAAUAUAUUAUUCUGUUCCACACACGGUAACAGUUCACAUACAUAAUAAAAUCACUUGAACGUUUUAUUUAUAGGUUAUAUGCUCUUAAACCGUCGUCACUCGCACUAUUUCUGUUGUUACCUUUACUCGCACGGGGUAUUAUUAUUUUUUUUUUUUCAAAUUUUGUUUCUUAUAUGUAUUGUAUGAGUAAAUAAAUUAAAACCAACCUAGAUGUAAAUAAUUGGUUUCCAAGUUUUAUUUAGACCACUUUAAUACAAUUAAAUUAUAUUACAAAACAAUUGGAUUAUAAAAAAAUUAUUAAAAACUAGUGUGAAAAAAAAAUGUUAAAUACAAAUAUAUUUGUUCGUUAUAUUAUUAUUUACCAUAGCCUAUUGAGCAUAGCAAUCCGGACACUCUUCGAUUAAAUGAUCAUGGCAUAUUAAUUUAACACGUGUCGCGUAAACGUUUAUUGUUUUGCGAUCAAAAAAACAUAAAAACAAGAAAAAAAAAACUGAGAAUGAAUUGCUCGUAUGGAGUAAAUUAUUUCCAAACACUGAUACUGAUCACUUUAUGUACUUUUACCAAGAGAACAAAAAACCAAGAUAACACAAAACUGGUUACAUUUUACCUAUAAACACAUUAUUCGAGGCUAUAUAAAUGUACGAAUAUUUAUAUUCACAAUAAUAUUCAUAAAAUUAUAAAUAAAAAUAAGCUGGGAUCAUUAUUUAUCUCGAGUGAGUGACGACGGAUUAAUUCUUAAUCUAUUUACUAAUGACAAUUAUUUUAAUUUAAUUUUUCAGGCGCCGCGGCAAGGUUAUUUAAUAAAGGUAAACCAUUUUGCAAUUGAAUAUUGAAAUAUGAAAACAUUGUCAUAUAUUAAUUUGUUUUAUAAAUUAUUAUUUUUCAGUAAUUGGAUUUACACCAAAACUAAAAGAAUGUAAGUACCUAUCUACGAAGAUACAUUUUUUAGUAGCCAUUUAUUCAUUUAUUCUGAAUUAUACAACUAACACAAAUUAAAAAUACGACUUUUGCAUUGCACUAAGAAAAAUACUAGCGGAACUAUUGCAAAUAUAUUUAUACAAGUUUAAAUCUACAUCAAAUUAAGAAUAAAGUUUAUGAACAAAGAACGUAUCUAUAAAAACAGACCGGUUUAAUUUAAAUAAUUAUCAAACAAAGAAAAUGUUUAAUAAUAUGGUCCCAAUAAUAUUAUGCUUUUGGUAUAACUUUUUUUUUAGUCCAAAUUAUUAAAAAAAAAACUCCUGCUCAAUAAAUUAAGUGAAUUAAGUUUCUCUAUAGAUUAUCUCUAGUUGAAACUUGAGAUUGUAAGUAGCUGUUUUGAGAAGUACUCUCAAAACCUAUUUAAUAAUUUUACCUCUAUGUAUUUAUGUAUAUUGAAUGCAAUACUGUUACGUUCGGUUAAUUAAUUUGCAUCGUUUGUUAUUUUAAACUUAUAGAUGAUAUUACGAAACUUCUCGAUUUGAUAUUGAACGAUGCCGAUUUAGUCAAAAUGGCAGCGUAUAAUAAACUUUUCUAUUUGUAUAAAAAACAGGUAUUUUUUGCAACAGUACUUUAUUAUUAUUUAAACAUGAAUUUAUUUUUAGAUUAUUUUUUGUGUUUUAUAUGUUGUAUUGAAUUAACGUAUAGUGAAUGUCCCCUAACCUAGCGUUAAGUGUUUUAUUGUUUAUGUAUUUGAAUUAUAUAUUUGUAUAAUAUAACAAAUAGUAAAAAAACGCUAUAAGUAAAAUAAAAUAAGUUUUAAGCCGUAUAAAAUGAUUAAAAAUAGAGUAAUUCAAGUUAUAAAAUUUCAAUUUGUAUUCUGAGCACACGGCAGUGCGUCGGCGAAGUUCUAGCAAUGCCGGUGUUUCUUUACACGAACCAUUUCACCAGGUUUUAGAACCCUCAUAUUUCUGUUUCCUAGUCAUAAAAUAUUAUCAACUUUAAAAGUUUUUCGUGGACUUUAUUACCUAAAACAUAUCUAACACAGAUAGCAAGUUGGUCCAAAAUAGAAACAUCUUGUGUAGAAUCUACCAUAAUAAUAAAUAUUUUAGCUUGUUUUAUUGGUUUGAUUAGUUUGUUUUUAAAAGUUUUCGAUAAAAAAAGUAACCAAUGACCCCCUUCCAUGACCAUGAACUCGAUUAGCAUUUUUAAUAUUACAUAAUUCUUUUUAUUUUCGCUUAUUAUUUAAAUAUAUACUAUUUUGUAUAUGUUGAUCGGAAGUAAAUUGAAAAUACCAAUUGAUAAAACUGCGGCAAUUUAACUGCACAGAUAAGACGAUGCGUAUGUAGGCAAACUGUACGGUUUUAAGUUUCAUUAUAGUGUGUUUAAAAUACAUUUCAACCCAAGAAUCGCGAGAGCGUCAUCUGUCGUCGUCAUGUUAUUCGACUAUGACUCCAUGAUUCAUUACUAUUGUACAGUCAAAUUACUUAGUUUUAACUGAAGUUGUGCAUGCAGUAGUGUAGAACAAUUUAUAUGUACAAAUAAAAUUGUACAGUCGUAUUGUCCUGUUUUAACAGUACUUUUGUAGCCUCUUGUAGCUACUUACUUGGUAUAGUUCAUAUUUACACAUUUAAACAUUGUUACGUACAAUAAAUAAUUCGGUGGAGAGGAAGAAGGUUUAUUUUGGUAGAAAUGGACUAAAUUUGUGAAUAUUGGUGGAAAAUGGCAAAAGACACGUUUGGUGGAAAAGGGAAAGGUUCAUUUUGGUGGAAACGAGUCACGCCCCAUAUUAUUAUAUGUUUACAUUCGAGUUUGGACCUUAGUGGUUUUGAUAGGUAGUUGAAUUUCGAUAAAUUUAAAUACUAUACUAUGUAAUAUUGUAGUUGGGUUCCGUAGGGAAUAUAAUGAUUGGGUCUGAACGUUUAAAAGCAAUACAUAAAAUUUUCCUUCUUAUUUUCAUAAACUCAGAACUUUUAUUUAGGAUUUAUUUUUCCAGUCAUUUUAUACAUUGUUUAUACAUUUUUAAAGACUAAAUUUACUUUUUCUGAGUUAAUAAAAAUUAACACAUUAUACCUAUUUAAAUUAAUUUUAAUAGUGUAUUAUUUUUAGAUAAUGCAUUAUUGCAUAAAGAACAACCUUCAAAAUAUAAUUAUCUAAUGUACAUAUUUCCCUACUUUUUAAGUUAAAAUUCUAGUACAUUAACUAUUUAAUUUAAUUUAAAUUGUACUUUUAUAUAAUAUUGAGAUAAUUCACUAUUGCAUUUGCACUCUAUUAUUUUCCUUAAUGUCUUACCAUAUUUUCUUGUAAAACUUAUUUAAUUUUGUAGGUACAUUAAAAUACAAUAGUGCCAAUGUAUAUAAUUGCAAUUUUUCUAUAAGAAAAGUGGUUUAUCAAAAUUGCAUUUUUCGAAUAAUUGCACUACCGUUCUGGAAGUGCGAAGUACCAGGUUAAGGCUAUCGCUAUAUCUGGGAUAGGAGACCAGACCCUACUCAGUCCUAGCCCUGUAUCGAAGUAUCAUUGUAUUCAUCAGAAAGUAGCCAAGUGUUAGGCAAUCGAAAUAAAAGAGAAGUUGCUCAUGAAAGUAGGAAUAAAACAAGGUCAUGGACUACAGAAAUAGCAGAUUUGGUUAUAAUGUAGAUGUCACUACUUGGAUGUGCUUAAUUUUUUAUUUUUAGCUGAGAGGAGGGGGGGUCUGGAACUGAAUUAUUUUUUCAUAGUUAAGUUUUUGUUGGGGAUAAAUAUUAUUUUAUAAAUGGAAAAAUAUGUGCUUGCGUUCAUUUAAAUUAAUGUUUUUAUUAUUAUUUUUUUUUGUGAACAAAAUUUUUUUUAAAUAAUUUGUCAAUUUCUGAAUGUUUAAAUCUUUAGGCAAACACGACUUCAGAUGAGACCAAAAAAUUGAUAGCCGUUGCAAUGAUUCGAUCUACCACAGAGUUAAUAAAAUACUAUAGUGUAGUUUUCAAUUACAUUAAAGUUAAAAUUGCAUUGGCUGAUGGUAAGUUUAUAAAAUAUUACAUUAAAGUAACACAUUUUACCUCUACUUAAUUAUUUUGUUAAAACAUAUUAAUCAUUUUAUUUUAUUGUGUGCAUUAUUACAUUAUAUACAUACAUUAAUGGGCUAGUGUCUAAGGUACAGAUAGUUCAAAGACAACAUUAAUUCAUUUAAAAAUGAUACAUUUUAAAUUAUAACAUUAAAAACAUUAAAGAUUGAGGACUUCUUGUUAGCUUAAUAUAUUGUUCAAUGAACAGGAUUGAUACGGCCAUAAUCAGUGUGAUGAAAAGGGAUGUAUAAAGGAGUAAGUAAUAUGGAAAAUCUACUAGGAAUAUAAAAUUGACCUUCCCCAAUAGUUCAGGUGCAUUAACUAAACUAUUAAUUAGUUUGUUUAGAAAAUGUUAGCAUGCAAUCUUCUGUCGGAUGAAGUACUAAGCUUUAAGUGACGUAAAACAGUGAAAUAAUCACGAGGUGGAUGCUCAAGUUUAAGAGAAAAAGAAGCAAAACUGAGAAAUUUAUACUAUAUUCUUUCAAGCAGGGAAGAGUCAGAUACAGUAUAUGGGUCCCAUACAUUUAAUUUAACAAUUUGUUAGGUUAGAGGAAAAGAGCCAUUAUAAAAAAGAAGACAAUUUGAAAUUCAAAGAAAUACGUCUAUUAAAACCCAAUACUUUCAGAGCUUUAAGUAAUGUGCUUCAUGUGAGGAUCGAAAUCUCAAUUUAAGGGGAAAAAAAAUAUCCAACAGUGGGCUGAGUACAAAAAGGUAUUCGUAGAGCUUUUCUAAAGAUUUAAAAUUGAGAUUUGACUGUAGUUAAAAAUAUGAUUUUGCUUAUGGCGAGUAACUCACCUAAUUUAUGAACUAGAGUAACAGAAGACAUUUUACAUUUGUUCAGAAAAAUACCACCAUUUAAAGAACGUCUAAAUAUCUUAUAUUAUAAGCCAUAGUGGGAAAUUUUAUAAUUGAUAGAAAAAGAUCCAGGCAUGUUCACUUGUAGUACUCGUAUAUGAUAGUUUAUUUAACCUCAUAUCUAUAUAUAUUGGAAACUGGGAAUAAAGAAUUUUUAGGCUGAGUAUCUAAGAAAAAGGCUAUCAUAUAGAACAGUACCACAAGUAGGUUUGAAUAUAGAAGAAAAAUAGAUAGAAAACACGUUAGAAAUUUGAUCAUUUUCUGAGCAGUAUUGGUUAUCAAGGCGCAUAAAACAAGAAAUAUACUACCAGGAACGAUAAAUUUAGAUGACAUGUAAUAAACUUCAGGGAUAAAUUUGAGAAUGGAAAAAUGCAGGGCAUCAUACAAACCAGUAUGUAACUGAAUUGAUAAUCAGAUUCCGUUUUAUUUCAGACCAAUUAAAGGAAUUUAGAAAAGAUAGUAUGCUAGUGACCUACGGAAGCCGAAAUAUGCAUGGAAAUUGUUGGAAAUAAUGUUGAGGGUUUAGAAUAACUUCAAAAGCAGGAUGAUAAGAAUCGCAAAAUAAGAGAAAAUUUAGACAUUUAUCAAUCAUUAUUUAUUUAUUGUUAGACAAAUUUAAGUCAAGAAAACAAUAAGCUGAAUUGAGAACACAAUUUAAUUGAUAAAAGUUAUCAACGGUAAAAGUCUCAGAAACACAGGAAAUAGACGCCUUAGAGCAAGAAGAAUAUCAGAAGCCAUUAGGGUCGUUAGACCAAGAGACCUGGUAAAUUGCAAUCCCCAUAAAAUAUAAAUAUAUAAUUUGGAUUAGUAAGAAUUAAGGAUUCGACAGUUUACAUAUGUGAUUCAUAACGUAGGAAGGACUUGAGAGAGGUGUAUAUAGUCACAAGAGUUAAUAUCAUUGAAAAUUGCAAUGAAAAUUUCACCAACCCUCUUCAAGUUACUUGUUAAUCUAUUUCAACCAAUAAACUUAAUACCAGUGAGAAUAUGGGCAUAAUUCUUCAUAGUUUCAGUAAGAGAAGAAAGUAAAAAUACAGCUUCCGAUUUAAUUGAAUAUAUAUGAAAAGCAUUCUGUCGUAUAAAGUACGACACGCGCCUGCUCGUGUAAUACACAGUAGCGCGCCUGCCAAAAGGUUAAUUUUGAAAAUAGUUUUUAGUGAUCACAUAGUAAUGUUGAUAUUUAUAAAAAUUCUGAACAAUUUGACGUUUGAAUGAAUUAUGAUAGUGAAUGUAGACAUGGUAUUAGAAAAUAUUUUACUGUCAUCGGUAAUUUUUCCUCGUAAAGAAGAAUCAGUGGACUAAAGAAUACAACAGGCAAUUACGUUAAAGAACAUUUAUCAUGUUCCGAAAUUUCUUGGAUAAGUUGAACGACAGAUAAUUGGGAAAAGAAAAAAUUUGAACCUUCAAGCUUACAUAUUUUACUUAUUAUUGUAGAUAAUUUAGCAUAGUCUAAAGUUCUCGGCUUUGAGAUCGGAAAUAUGAGAAGAAAUAUUAAGUUUCCUAGGUUCAGCUUAAGUUGAACUGAGCUGAUUGCUUCUCAUUAUUCUGCUUAUUUAAAUUUAAUAGUUUCUCUUGAGACAAUCACAGGACUGUAAUGGCUUUAACAAUAUAACUAUAUUGAGAACUCAUAGACGAAGAGCUGGAGAUUUAGUCACUUUUUCUGACAUAGUGAAAAGCGCCGUGAAAAAAAUUGACUGCAAUUAGAUAUACGCACCUGUAUACCUAAGAACAGAAAUCGAUAUUAACUUACAGGAGAAUAGUAGGUCUGUUUCCUCUACGCGAAACAAGACGAACAAAAAUAAUGACUAGCGAAUAAUAAAGAUAAGAAAGCGAAAAUGACACACGUACAUCUGUGAAGUUUCCCCUCACGUCUGAAACAUCCCCGACAAAUUGUAAGUUAAAGCUUUUUAAUUGUAGGUAAAUGUAAGUUUAUUUCCGGAAUUUGUAAGUAAACGCUAACUAAGUUAUUAAAUAAAUUAGGUUUUAGGUGACAGUCUAUUAUGUGUAAUAUAAACACUAAACAGCAAACAGGAAAAAAAAAACAUACUCAUAUAAAAAUUAAUUCAUAUACUCAUAUAGACAUUAUAAAUAACAUUUUUAACUGAUUUUUGAAGUUAAAUAUAACAUAAAAGAAAAUUGUAAACGAAAACAGGGUUUAUUUCUAAAAAAAAUAGAAAAGGGAUUACCGUUUUGAUAAUCAAUCCUUCACUAAGAUUUCUUAUUUUAAAUAUUAUUUAUCACAUUAUACACAAGAUAGGUACUAGGUCUAAAAUAUGUGCUUGUCAUUAAAAAUCCAAACACUAAAAACCUAAUUUUUUAAAGGUUUCAUUGAAUUUUUUUGUAUUAACAAAAACUGAAAAACCCUGCAUAAUGAUAUUAUAGAGACUCCUCAAAACUAUUUCAUCAUUAUUAUUUAUUCAUGUUUUGUUUAAUACAAAAUUUCGGAUAAUAAAUUACAGUUUUUUAAUACCUAAUAUAGUAAUUUUCUGUAUACUUAACUUAAAGAAAUAAAAAAUAUAAAACCUUAAAAAUAUAAUACCUUAUUACUUAAUUAUAAUAAGAUUUGUCUGUGUCGAGGGUUUGUCAAUCAUAACUAAAUUAGUCCAGUAACUUAGUUAGGGCCAAAUUGUGAAAAUUCCGAGAAUAAACAUACAUUUACUUGUAUCUUAUUAUAUUUAAUCGCAAUCCAAGGGCUAUAACUUACAAUUUAUCCGGAAUGAUUCGGCUGUGGUGAGAGAGACAGAUUCACAGAUGUGACACACGCGUCCGUUCUGUACCAAUGACUGAUAUUAAUAGUAUUAUAAUUAUAUUAUCAAUUUAUCAUUGAGUAAAUGUAAAACCUAAGCCAAACUUGUGGUUAAUGAUGAUUGUUGUAGGACUUGAAUAUGCAAAAAAAUGUUCUAAAAUAAAAAAUGCAGAAGCCGAAUGUAAUAAAUGGAAAACUAUGUUAAUCGAAGCUUACGUAUACAGACAUAAGUUUGCAAUCGACCGUAUAUCGGUUCAAAAGUUCAAAGAGGCUUAUGCACGUGCUAAAAAAACAAAUCCAGAUGACAAAAUGAUUAACUUUCUCGGGACUAAAGUAUCAUGUGAAGUAAAUGAAGAUUAAUUUUAUACAAUUUGUAUGGGCAUUGAAAGCGUUUUUUGGGUUAAGUAAAUAUUUUGUUUUGUUUUAGGUAAAGUUAAUGGAAGGGAAUAAAAAAAAUGCAUUGAGAAACUUAGAUAUGUGGUUUAAAGGAAUCAAUAAUUCAGAUCAAAAAUUUGAUUGCAUUACAGAAUUAUUAAAAUACGAAAAUGAAAUUGAAAUCGUUGGAUCGUAUCCUGGAGAAUAUUAUUAUUUAUUAGGUAGAGCAUAUGCAAAACAAAAAAACAAUCAAAAAGCUUUAGAAUGUCUUGUGAAAGCCCGCCAAGGACCAAUUGUAUGCCAAAAGGUAAUGAAAACUUUUAAAUUAAUUAACAUAUAAAUAGAUUUAAAACAUGUUUUAAAUUAAAAACUGUAUUCAUAUGUACGAGUAUGAUUAGGUAUUUAUAUUUAUAAUCACUAAUAUGAUAGGUACGAUAUCGUACCCAUCUCCUUUCGAGUGAUAACUUUUCGGUCAAAUCAAAAAGUAUUGAAAACAUAAGGCAUACUCGUAUACAAAUUAUAAAAUAAAUCAUUUUUGUGAACAAUUAUUUAAUCUGUACCUACAACAGUUAACUAUAGUUACUACAGUUACUAUUAUUUAAGGAGUAAGCAUCUAUUGUUUUCACUUUAUGUCAUCUAUAUUAAAAAAGUUUAUACAUGCAUAAAAAGUUAUUAUUAACAUUAUUUUUAAUUAUCUUCUCGUAUAGAUAAUUCAAAUGUAUAUAUAAUGAUAUAUAAAUAUGUACAUAAUAUAUAUAUAUAUAUAUAUAUAUAUUAAUUUUCUGUUUUGGUAAAAAUAACUGAAAAAAUAACUUUUUUUAUUAUUUUCGAAAAAUUUGAACAUAGCCAUUUUACAGUAUAUUCUUCUAAACAUUUUAACGUUUCAACUUUUUAUUUUUAUAAUUUUUUAAAAUUCCGAAAAAAAAAGUGUACAGUAAAUUAACCAUAAUAAUAAAAAUCAAUUAGCGAAUGCAAUUUUAGGCUGCUGCAGAAUUAUAAGUGAUUUCCUCUGAACUAUAAACAAUUAUUAAAAGUGUCUCGCCCUAUAUUUCUAGUAUUUUUGUAAUCGUUUAUUGAUUUUGUUUGUUAUUAUGUUUUUUUACAGUUAUUAUUUAUAAGUUAUAAUCGAUAUUUUUUUUUUAUUAACAGACUCGCAGUAAAAAUAAAAAAGUACAAGAACUGUAUGAAAAAUUAUAUAUUGGUGAAUAUGCAGAACACUAAAUAGGUACUUGAAAGUAUAAAACUUUAUAUUUAAAUGUUUAAAAUAUAUUAAUACUAUAUAUAUAGUAGUUAUAAUAAACUUCUAAAUACAUACUUACUAAUAAGUUAGUUUAAUUUAUAAUCACAACUUUAAAAUACUAAAAUUUAAUUUUUUUUAAGAGUAAAGUUUGUUGAUAUUACAAUUAAAAAUGUAAUUACUAAUACUCUAUGUUAGAAAAACAUUUAUGAGCAUUAGAGUUCUGUGAUUAAGGUUAAUACUAAUAAGGUACUAUAAUUCCUUAUCUGUAGAAAUAAACAAAGAUGCUGUUCAAAAUAGUUUAAAAGUUAAAAAACCUGUCUAUAAUUGGAUUCUCAAUAUUCACGAGUAGAUUUAAUCUUAACUAAGAUAACUUUACUUUCUAUAUUUGUCUCUUCAUGUUUCACCUUAUAUUUGUAAAUUUGUUAUAAUCUAUUACUGUAUAUUUAUUUUUAUAUUUUGCUCAUAAAUUAUUCUUUUUAUAUAUUGUAAUUAUUAACUAUUUAAAAUUUAAAUUUUAUUAUUUUAACAGUGUAAAUUAGUAAAUAAACACUUUUGUGCCUCCACACAAGCAAAACUUAAAGGGGACUCAUAAGUUCACUUAAUACUUUAUUUUUAACAUUUGUAUAAUAUGUAUAUUGGAAUAAACAAGUGAAAAAAAAAAUAUAUUAGAUAAUUAAUAAACAAUAAAAAAUUGAAUGCUACAUGUAUAUAUAUAAAAAAAAUUGUAUUAUUGCAUAUUAUCAGUUGCGAUUUGUACACCGAACAAGGUAUGUUUCGCUCUCGCAGCUCUCGAAAUAGUGCUGUUUCAGUUAUUAUUAUUUUUAUAUCAAAGUUUAUAAUGCAGAAAGCGGCCAACAACGGGUGUUAAGUUUUUAUAAACAAACUUAUUUUAAGUGGGUCACACGUACAGGAUCUAUCCUGUAGCUACUCUACACAGCUGAUAUACCAAACGAUGACAACACAAUUAUAGACAAACACACAACGCUAUGUUUGUCCAUGAUACGGCAAUUUUGUCCACAAGUAAGAAUCAGCUAACUGCACCUGAACAAGAAUCAAUUGACAACGGCUUUGUAUGGACAAGACGUUGGAAAAUUAAGAUAAAUUGUGAUAAAUCAGUAUACGUCAACUAUACGUUACGUUAAAAAGAAGAAAUCCAAAUUAUGUUGAAUUAAACAUUAACCUCCCAAAAAGAUUCAGCGAAAUACCUUAGAAUGCACCUAAACUUCCGUUUAAAAUGAAAACACCAUGUCCAUCAGAAAAAAAUACAGAUUAAAAAAAAAAUGCGAAAGUUCUAUUGGUUAGUUGAAUCCCAUUCCGAGUUAACUAUAGAAAACAAAUGUUUACUAUAUGUAGCUAUCAUAAAACUAAUUUGGACCUAUGGCAUUUAACUGUGUGGUUGUGGCAGUAAGUCUAACAUUGAUAUAAUACAACGCUGUCAAAACAUCGUUCUUCGGACCAUCACUGCAGCCUACCGGUUUGAAAGAAACGAUGCCAUUCACCACGAUAUGAUGCUGCCUACAAUAGCUGAUGAAAUCCAAAAAUUUGCUCACAAACACGAGACAAGAUUAGAUCACCAUGUCAGUCCACUGGCCAUCCAAUUAUUAGACAACUCCAAAGACAUUAGAUGUUUUAAGAGCCUGAAACCAUACGACUUAGUUUAAUAAUUUAAAUUAAGGGUAGGAGCCACUUCAUUGGAAGUGUGACUUCAUCAACUUAUAAAGUAUAUCUAGUUUGUAACAUCUAGUUUGUAAGAUAUAUCUUAUUAAACAUAUGUAUAAAGCCUUUAAGUCGUUUAAAUAAUAAAG